AGCGCAAACAACGAGCUAGUUAGUUUCUAAAGUAAAAAAACAAAAAAAAGAUGAAGCUCAGAGCACACAUUGAAUAAAGGGUCGGGCUUUCACGACGACACACGAAAACAUCUGGGCUCAACCCAUUUGGGAUUCUGCCCAAACCACACGUAGGAGUAAGGACCUUUCACCUGUCCCCCAUGCCCUGUUGUCCCUGUAACAAAACCAAAUUUAUUUGUUAACUGGAUCUUUCUGACAAAAGAAGCAACCAAUGGAAACUGAAGCGGAUGUAUUAGAAGAGCUAUUCAAUAUAGAGACAGAGAUUGAAGAUGUUCAAGACCAGAUAAAGUUAUUGCUAGAAAGACAAGAGAAGUUGCACGAGAGACAAUCUGAAUUGAAGUUUUUGUUGGAAGCAUAUAGAGCAUCUGGAACUGGGAAUUCUGCAAAUGAAAAUGCUUCUCGAUCUUCUUCUUUGGAAGACUGGUCAGGUUCAUUUGAGUGGGAUUCUCAAGCUGAUGAUGCCAGGCUUAAUAUUUUUGGCAUACCCUCUUAUCGUCAAAAUCAAAAGGAGAUCAUAAAUGCUAUCAUGAGCGGAAGAGAUGUUCUAGUGAUCAUGGCUGCAGGUGGUGGUAAGAGCCUUUGCUACCAGCUGCCAGCUAUUCUUCGUGAUGGCGUGGCGCUCGUUAUCAGUCCUUUACUCUCUUUGAUCCAAGAUCAGGUUAUGGGUUUGACUGCUUUAGGCAUUCCGGCUUUCAUGUUGACAUCGACCACUAGCAAGGAAAAUGAGAAGUUCAUAUACAAGGCCCUUGAAAAGGGUGAGGGUGAGCUUAAGAUCUUGUAUGUCACACCAGAAAAGAUAUCAAAGAGCAAAAGAUUCAUGUCAAAACUUGAAAAAUGCCAUAAUGCGGGGCGUCUCUCACUAAUUUCAAUUGAU
Messenger RNA from Populus euphratica (Euphrates poplar), 913 nucleotides. RefSeq names its product mediator of RNA polymerase II transcription subunit 34-like. Gene Ontology annotation, molecular function: nucleic acid binding; four-way junction helicase activity; 3'-5' DNA helicase activity. The record is from RefSeq and is a predicted model, not a curated record. The annotation marks the transcript as partial. Lineage: Eukaryota; Viridiplantae; Streptophyta; Magnoliopsida; Malpighiales; Salicaceae. The transcript is spliced from 3 exons. Gene Ontology annotation, biological process: double-strand break repair via homologous recombination. Gene Ontology annotation, cellular component: cytoplasm; mediator complex; chromosome.